UUACACUUACUAAUUGGAGAAACUUUGAGGGAGUUUAAAACUUAAAUUCCCAACCAUUGCAAAUAGUCUAAAGAAAAAGAGAGAAAAAUUAGACAAAACUCAAAUGGAGACAAAUGAAGAGAAAUGUAAAUUUACCAUAUUAAUAUUUUAGUGAAGUAUUAUCGGAACUUUUGAAUUAACCAAAAGGAAGUUGUAGCUUUAUAUAUAGAGAAGAUAAGUAAACACAUUCAAGUGGCAUUAUCACAAUACAAAUAUAGACAGUGCAAUGGCCCUGCAGCUGGAAGAAGAGGAAAACUUCUGCUAUGCCAUGCAGCUUGUGUUUUCUUCUGUUCUGUCCAUGUCUAUGCAAUCAGCAAUCGAGCUAGGCAUUUUCGACAUCAUAGCGAAAGCCGGUCCUGGCGCCAAACUCUCUUCAUCGGAGAUUGCAGCUCAUAUCGGCAGUGGCACCAGGAACUCUGAAGCACCGAUGAUGUUGGAUCGUAUUCUAAGGCUCCUUGCCAGUCACUCUAUUCUCAGCUGCUCUGCAGUUGCUAAUGAAGAAGAUGGGUCUGAUUCUCAGAGGCUCUACAGCCUUGGUCCUGUGUCCAACUACUUUGUGACUAAUGAAGAUGGUGUUUCUUUGGGUCCCUUGAUGGCAUUGAUUCAAGAUAAGGUCUUCCUAGACAGCUGGUCCCAACUGAAAGAUGCAGUUGUUGAAGGAGGAAUUCCAUUUAACAAGGUCCAUGGGACGCAUGCUUUUGAGUAUCCAGGUUUAGACGCCAGGUUUAAUCAAGUUUUCAACACAGCAAUGUUUAACCACACCACUAUUGUCAUGAAGAAGAUUCUUCAUCUCUACAAGGGCUUUGAGAAACUUACCCAACUUGUUGACGUUGGUGGUGGUUUGGGAGUGACUCUUAGUCUAAUCACUUCUAAACAUCCCCAUAUUAAGGGUAUCAAUUACGACUUGCCACAUGUCGUAAAACAUGCCCCUUCAUAUCCUGGGGUGGAACAUGUUGGAGGAGACAUGUUUGCAAGUGUUCCAUCUGGGGAUGCCAUUUUUAUGAAGUGGAUACUUCACGAUUGGAGUGACCAACAUUGCCUAAAGCUGUUGAAAAUUUGUUACAAUGCUAUUCCAGAGGAUGGGAAAGUGAUUAUCGUGGAAGCAGUUCUUCCAGUGAUGUCAGAGACUAGCACCGCCGUGAAGAGCACCUCCCAAAUUGAUGUGCUUAUGAUGACUCAAAACCCGGGAGGAAAGGAGCGGAGCCGAGAAGAGUUCAUGGCUUUGGCAACUGGUGCAGGAUUUAGUGGCAUUAAAUAUGAAUGUUUUGUCUGUAAUUUUUGGGUGAUGGAGAUCUUUAAGUAAACACCUGCCUCAUGGAAGUGUAAUUCUGGCCUCUUGACCUCGAAUGGACCCUCUGUCUGCAAACAUGAAAAGUCUUUACUCUCAUCACACCCUUCAAUAUUCGAAAGUCUUCUACUCUCUUCAAUGUGGCCAGAAUAUGUUUUCUUUGGUGUUUAACCCCAUGAACUGCGAAAACUUUAUAUGUGUUGUUUCAGCAGUCGAAACCUUUAAUUUGGGUCGAAGAGACAAUGCAUCGUAAUCUUUACCUCAA
This is a messenger RNA of Malus domestica (apple), 1592 nucleotides long. NCBI's taxonomy places the organism in Eukaryota, Viridiplantae, Streptophyta, Magnoliopsida, Rosales, Rosaceae. The record is from RefSeq and is a predicted model, not a curated record.